AUGCUUAUGGACAAUAUCUCUGUGACUAGAUGGAAAACCCCCUCCAAUCCUCCUAACUCGGUUGAUCGGAGAAUUGUGGAACACUGGAAGCUCCCCUCAGAGUUUAAGCUCUUCAACAACACUUCAAAGAUCAACAGAAAAAGGACCAAAUGGUUAUCCCCAAGUCCCUCUUGGCAUAAACUAAAUUUUGAUGGGUCAGCACAAAAUAUUUGGCAAGCAGGAGGUGGAGUUAUUUGUGAUCAUCAAGGGACCACUAUUGUUGCCUAUGCCGGUAGCCUGAAGAAUCCUAUUGUCACUCAAGCUGAGGGAAUGGCUCUCCUAUGGGGUCUGAAGUUGGCCACUGCUAUAGGUAUUAGACAACUGGAAAUUGAAGGUGAUUCUAAAGUAAUUGUGGAAGCUAUCAGUGGUAGAUCUAUAGUGGGUUGGAAAGUGGAAUCUAUUUUGAGGGAUGCAAGAAUGUUUCUGGCUAACCUUGAUAGUUUCACUAUCUACCGCAUUUUGAGAGAAGGGAAUGCGGAUGCUGACUCUAUGGUUGUUAUUGGUAGGUUGUAA
Cryptomeria japonica (Japanese cedar) is the source of this 552-nucleotide messenger RNA. RefSeq lists its product as uncharacterized. Lineage: Eukaryota; Viridiplantae; Streptophyta; Pinopsida; Cupressales; Cupressaceae. Gene Ontology annotation, molecular function: RNA-DNA hybrid ribonuclease activity; nucleic acid binding. The transcript has a single exon. Bases 1 to 552 code for a protein of 183 amino acids. The record is from RefSeq and is a predicted model, not a curated record.